CAGACGGACACCGGUCUGGUGGCAGCUCUUCUGCUAAAAUGUUGGUGUUUUUCACGGUGGCAGCCGGACUGGCGCUGAUCGUCCUCUUCUUCCUCAGAGAGCGAUUCCCGUACUUCUUCCAGGACUGCGCCUACAUGCUGCGGAACGUCAUACUGGCCGUCAGGAUGCUCAAGUGCAGAAAGUCCAAGCCUUUUUACAGCAUCGUGGACCGCUUCUUGGAUGCGGCGAGCAGACAUCCCUCCAAGGUCUUCAUUCACUUCGAAGGCCGUGCGUAUUCCUAUGGAGAAGUGGACAAGCAGAGCAACAAGGUGGCCCGGGCUCUGCAGGCUGAGGUCCGGCUCCAGGAGGGCGACUCGGUGGCUCUGUUUCUGGCCAACGAGCCCAGCUUCGUGUGGACUUGGCUCGGUUUGGCCAAGCUGGGCUGCCCGGUGGCUCUGCUCAACUUCAACAUCAGAUCCAAGUCCCUGCUGCACUGUUUCUCCUGCUGUGGAGCCAAAGUGCUCCUCACCUGUCCAGAGCUGCUGGAUGCUGUGGAGGAGAUUCUGCCCACGCUGAAGGAGCAGGGUAUCAGGGUGUUCAUCCUGGCAGACAGCUGCAGCGUGCCUGACAUCGUCCCUUUGUCUGUCAAGAUCUCCCAGGCCUCUGAUGAGCCACUGUCUCCGGCCCUCAGGUCCAACAUCCACAUCAGGACUACGGCUCUGUACAUCUACACAUCCGGUACCACAGGUUUACCGAAAGCUGCUAUUGUCACCCAUGAGAGGGUAUGGGCUGCGUCCUUCUUGCUGUUUGCAUGUGGAGCCACAGCAGAGGAUAUCAUCUACGUGAACCUGCCCUUGUACCACAGUGCAGGCUUUCUGAUUGGAACAGCUGGAGCCAUAGACAGAGGUAUGACUGUCAUUCUGAGGAGAAAGUUUUCAGCCUCUCAGUUUUGGGAUGACUGCAGGAAGUAUAAUGUGACAGUGAUGCAGUACAUCGGUGAAACUCUGCGUUACCUCUGCAACACACCCAAAAAAGACAAUGAGAAGAACCACAAAGUGAGAAUGGCCAUCGGCAACGGAGUCCGAAGUGAUGUUUGGUCUGAAUUUCUGAAUCGCUUCGGGGAUAUAAAAGUCAGAGAGCUUUACGCAGCCACUGAAGGAAACAUUGGAUUCAUCAACUACACGUCCAAGAUCGGUGCUGUGGGACGAAGGAACAUUCUGCAGCAGCUCAUCUUCCCCCACACAUUGAUCAAGUUCGAUGUUGAGAAGGAGGAACCCGUCAGAAACUCUGAUGGUCUGUGCAUCAAAGCAGCCAGAGGCGAGACGGGACUUUUAGUUGGGAAGGUAACGCAGAGGUCUCCAUUCAUUGGUUACGCUGGCAACAAGCAACAGACAGAGAAGAAGCGCCUUCGAGACGUCUUGAAAAAAGGAGAUCUGUACUUCAACACGGGCGAUCUGCUGCGGUUCGAUGAGGAAAACUUUGUGUACUUUCAGGAUCGAGUCGGUGACACUUUCAGAUGGAAAGGAGAAAACGUGGCCACAUCCGAGGUUGCAGAUAUUCUCAGCAUGGCUCAUUGCGUGUUAGAGGCAAAUGUUUACGGUGUCAAAGUUGAAGGUCAUGAGGGACGGAUCGGCAUGGCAGCCAUCACGCUGAAAGAAGGGGAGGACUUUGAUUGUUCAGACACUUACAAGCAGGUUUCCAAUCACCUCCCAGCUUACGCGAGACCCAGAUUCAUCAGGAUUCAGCCGUGCCUGGAGAUGACUGGAACAUUCAAGAUGAAGAAAGUGAAGUUGGUGGAGGAGGGAUUCAACCCUGCUCAUAUAGAGGAUCAGUUAUACUUCCUGGACACUGAUAAAAGGACUUACGUUCCUCUGACUGAGGAGAUCUACAGAGCCAUCAGUUCCAGGGAGAUUAAACUUUAAAUCAGGAGCUGCAGGAGUCGCUGUGGGGACCAGUGUGAAGACGAAGCAGCUCAUUCGUGGCUCUAAACUCAACUAAUCUCAGGGAUAGAUGCUGAAAUGCCAUAUUUUAAAAUAUAUGUUUUUUAAUUAACACAACUACUUCGAACCUCAACUAUUUCCAAAUGCCAGCAAGAUGUGAAUUGAAGGUUUGUCUCUCUGCUAACGAUUAGAAUAAUUAAUCUUUGGAAUAAAAACUUGUG
Molecule: messenger RNA, 2140 nt
Organism: Salarias fasciatus (jewelled blenny)
Lineage: Eukaryota; Metazoa; Chordata; Actinopteri; Blenniiformes; Blenniidae
Product: very long-chain acyl-CoA synthetase-like
Exons: 10
Coding region: 39-1901 (620 amino acids)
Biological process (GO): long-chain fatty acid metabolic process; long-chain fatty acid import into cell
Cellular component (GO): endoplasmic reticulum membrane; plasma membrane
Molecular function (GO): long-chain fatty acid-CoA ligase activity; long-chain fatty acid transmembrane transporter activity
Source: RefSeq, a predicted model, not a curated record